Molecule: messenger RNA, 833 nt
Organism: Plasmodium cynomolgi strain B
Lineage: Eukaryota; Apicomplexa; Aconoidasida; Haemosporida; Plasmodiidae
Exons: 4
Coding region: 171-833 (220 amino acids)
Source: RefSeq, a predicted model, not a curated record
ACCAAUCCAGGUGUUCUCUCAGUUCACUCGAUAUGUGUACGCGAUGAUUAGUAGGACUUUCGCCCUCCAUCACGUUGUUCUUAUCUCCAUUUGGUGAAUAAAAGAUAUGCCUUUUUUUUUUUUUUUCAAACUGUGUGUUUACCCACCCUACAUCACCCCGCAAAAACACAAUGCUCUUUAAUAAAUACAAAAAAAAAUUUACAAACACCAAACGGAGGUACUGCGACGCGCCCGGAAUUGAUUUCCAAAAGAGCAGAAAAAUAUUCAACCUGUUUGCAGACGAGGAAUCGUUAAGAAAUCUGAUUUUAAAAAAUUAUUUUAAGAUCAUUUUAGAAAAAGUUUUUGAGAAUUUCCAGAAAAAGAACUACAUCUUCGAAGUGUUUAUCCAUGUGGACAUUCUAAAAUUAGUAGACUCCACGAACUAUGCGAGUUGCUACAUCACGAAGAACUUUGUCGCGUUUACCAACGCGUUUAACGAGAUUUCAUACUCCCUGUUGUCCCAAUUUGAGGAGCGUUUUAAGAGAGAAAACCCCGAAGACGACAUGGUGGAAUAUCUGAACAUUAUCAUAAGCUGCAAAUUUAUUUUCUUCACGCUUAUUCCGAUAAACACCCCCAUAAAAACCGAUUGUAUCCUUAAUCUAUCGAAUGUGAACAACUUGGGGAGCCAUUUUUAUCAAGUGAUUGAACUGAUUAAUGCAACACUGAUGAGCAAAGAUAAGAAGAGCUUUUUGUAUAAAAAGCUGUACAUGAGAGUAUGCGAGUGCUCCAAGAAGUACUUGCCGCAUCAGAAUAUAAUUGUGAAAAUGAAUAAGCUUGGGAAAAUGGACGAGUAA